UCCUAGUGCAGUCAGCCAGGCCAGGAUGGCGCUGACGAGCGGCAGCAUGAAGCUGACGCCGUUCCAGCCCGCCACCGGGCUGCAGCCAGCAGCCUACAUGCAAAUCUAUACUCUCGCCCCUGGCUCCGAUCUGCUGAGCUCAGGCCGCAAUUACGAAUAAAAAAUUAGCCUCUACAUCAAACUGCAGCUUAAACUAAUCGCACGGCGAUCGCAGGAUCCGACGAGCCACCCCGCAUCUCGUGCUCCUCUUCGCUUCCCACCGAACCCCGCUUAUCGAGAUCCAAAUCCAGCGCCAGAAUGCCCGAGGCGGCGCCGCCCCCGCCGCUGCCGCUCCUGGCGGCGGCGAGCUCCCCGGCGGCUGCUGCACUGCCGCGGGCGAGGCGGCGGCAGCAGCGGAGGGGGUGGCGGCGCCCGCGCAGGUUGCUGGUCUGGGGCGUCCUCGUGGCAUUCUUCUUCAUCAUGAACUGGUGGAUGUUCUCCCGACUUCAGGACCCCUCGGCGCGCCCGCACUUCCGGUUGAGGCGCCACCCACCCCGCGCGCCCGCUACUGUCAAUUCGUCGCUCUCGACUCUGGAAGAGGUGGCUAAUGCUGCUAAGGGGAAGAGGGCACAUAGGGUUAUGCUCACUCGAUUGCUUGCUUUGGCAGGCCAUGCUUUGGCAGAGGCAGAGACCAGGCCUGAACCUAAGGAUUUGUGGGAAGAGCCGAUAAAUGCUACUUUGUGGCGACCGUGUUCUGACCAAAGGGAUUGGAAAGCCUCAGAGGGAACCAAUGGCUACAUCAUGAUCAGUGCGAAUGGUGGCAUAAACCAACAAAGGGUUGCGAUUUGUAAUGCAGUUACAAUCUCGCGGUUGCUCAAUGCAACUCUUGUCCUCCCAAAAUUCUUGUACAGUAAUGUUUGGCUGGACAAAAGUCAGUUUGGCGAUAUAUAUCAGGAGGAAUAUUUUAUCAAAUAUCUGAAAUCUGAUAUUCAGAUUGUUAAGGAUCUUCCAGUAGAGCUGCAGUCAUUAGACUUGGAGGCGAUUGGUAGCCUAGUUAAUGAUACAGAUGUCAUGAAAGAGGCGAAGCCCAGUUUAUACAUGAAAAAAAUACUGCCAAUUUUACUGAGAAACAGAGUUGUGCACUUUAUAGGAUUCGGCAAUCGCUUAUCUUUUGACCCAAUACCUUCUGACCUUCAGAGAUUGCGAUGCAGAUGUAAUUUUCAUGCUCUUCGUUUUGUAUACAAAAUUCAAGAAACUGGUGCAGUUCUUGUAGAGAGGUUGCAUGGCCAUAGGGCCUCUUCGUCACCUUUGAAGGAUAAUCUUUUAGGCCAGUUUGCCGUUAAGUCUGACCCCAGGGCGAACAAGAGUGAUGCAUCCAAAUAUCUGGCUGUUCAUCUCCGGUUUGAGAUUGAUAUGGUUGCAUACUCAUUGUGUUACUUUGGUGGUGGCAAAGAUGAGGAAGACGAACUAGAAGCUUAUCGCCAAAUUCACUUUCCUGUGUUGUCAGAACUCAAGAAGAUGACAAAGUUGCCCUCUGCUGCUUUCUUACGGUCCGAAGGCAAAUGUCCCCUUGCACCUGAAGAGGCUGUGCUUAUGCUAGCAGCUAUUGGUUUCAAGCGCAGCACAAAUAUAUACGUUGCAGGUGCUGAAAUUUAUGGAGGGAAGGAUAGGAUGGCUGCCAUAAGUCGUCUUUAUCCUGCUUUAGUAACUAAAGAAACCCUUCUGUCUCCAUCAGAGCUCGAACCAUUUAGGAACUUCUCAUCUCAGUUGGCAGCCCUGGACUUCAUUGCAUGCGCAGCUGCCGAUGCAUUUGCUAUGACUGACCCAGGAAGUCAAUUCUCUUCCCUUGUUCAAGGUUACCGCAUGUACUACGGUGGUGGGGAUCUUCCCACGAUAAGGCCAAACAAGCGCCGGCUAGCCAGCAUACUUGUGAAGAAUGCCACAAUUGAGUGGAAUGGAUUUGAAAAUAGAGUAAGAAAACUCAUACAGCAAACUAAGCAAGUUCACGAGAGGCCUGUUGCAAGAAGCGUAUUUAGACAUCCACGGUGUCCAGAGUGCAUGUGCAGAACAGAGCACUAAGAUCUUUUUUUAUAGUUUCUUGUGUCUAUACCAAUACUCCUUUUUCACAAGAAACACUAUACCAAUGAGAUCGCCAAAGGUAGUUCUUUUGUGCUUUGGCCGAAAUCUGGAUAUGUCUCUUGCUCUUGAACUACUUUGGAACCAAACCAUAAAAGAAAAGAAAAUACAGUGAUUGAGCUCUUGUUUGUAUCAGAGAAGCAAUAUAGCAGACUAGCCCAUCCAUUCUCUUACUGACAUGAUCUACUGCUAGGCAUCAUGUUGGAUUUUGAGUAUUAGGCAGAAUUUUGUUUCAUGUUUGACAGAAGAAGUGGACCGGGGACUGAUUUUUGCAUCUGGACAACAAUGCUGCCAUAUUUUUUUUAUUGAGAUCAGCUAUACCAUUCUGUGUAUGAAGGUGCAUCAUCUGCAGUUGACUGUCGAAGUAAUAUAUUGGCCAAACUGAGCAACAGCAUUCUCAUCUUUUAAGAGUGCUUCAAUUCUACUCGGGCUACCAUUCAACAAAUCAGGCUGCCAGAGUUCUGUCAACCGUGUAUUGCCAUCUCCAUUGUUGCUACCGUUGUGAUGGAGCUAAGUGGCAUAUUGACCCCUUUUUUACCAUUCUUUUGCCCAUUGUAGUACCAUAAAGAGAUGUAUUUAGUUAGGUCGUAAGUUUAUAUCAACUGAAAGCUUUCAUUAUCAGCGAGAGAAACGUUCCUUUUUUGUGCAUGCUU
Zea mays is the source of this 2768-nucleotide messenger RNA. RefSeq names its product O-fucosyltransferase family protein. The record is from RefSeq and is marked validated. The coding region runs from base 298 to 2058 and encodes 586 amino acids. The transcript has 10 exons. Lineage: Eukaryota; Viridiplantae; Streptophyta; Magnoliopsida; Poales; Poaceae.